Rotaria sp. Silwood2 is the source of this 1152-nucleotide messenger RNA. NCBI's taxonomy places the organism in Eukaryota, Metazoa, Rotifera, Eurotatoria, Philodinida, Philodinidae. The record is from the annotation of a GenBank genome assembly.
AUGACGUUGGCUGGUGUCGAUCAGAAACAAGUAGAAUUCGUGAAAAGAAUACCUGAAAAAAUCAAAGGUGCUCAAGCAUUGAUCGAUGGUGAUCUAAAUGAAUUAUUAAAACAAAAUACGUUUGGUAGUGUAUCUAUUGAUACUCUGCGUGCAUUGGCUUCACAAAAUAACUCGGUAGAAAUCGUCAAACAAAUAGCUCUCACAGGAAUGGCCAUCGCAGAUAUCGAUGAAAAUUCGCUGAACUUUGUAAAAAUGCUUCCAGAAAAUAUUAAAAAUAUGGAAAGAUUUCUUAAUGGAGAUUUGGAUCAAUUAUUCAGUAAAAACAUGUCAGGCAGUAUUAAUCAACUAUUAGGAAUGUUCAAUGCGAACUCAUUGUUCAGCGGUAAAGAAAAAGAGAUAUUUCAACUUGUUCAUCGGCAAAUGCCUAUGGUAGAAAACAUGUUUAAUGGUGAUGGUAAAGCUGUUCUUUCGAAUGCUUUGAAUACAUUGAAUAGACAAGUCGGUAGUCUACCAGUAGGAAAGUUACUAGAAGUUGCUCUACCAAGUGCUCUUCAGCGUGUAGCCGAUCGUGAGCAAGAAACUAUUCAUAACCUAUACAAAUCAGUCUUAGAUCAACUCAAUUCUAUUAAUGGCGGCUUAAACGAACAGAAAAUUCAAGUAAUUCAACAGAUUCUACAAUCUUCUAACAGAUGGAAUACAUUCGAAAGGAAAAAACAUCAAUUGGAUGAUAAUAUUUGUAGAAUAUUGUGUCCAGCAGUUGAACGUGAAAAACGAUUCCAAGAAGCUUGUGAAAGUUUGACUACAGGCUACUUAACACUUCAACAUUGUUGUCAAGCUUUGCAGAUGAAGUUCGAAGACACUCAGAGACGAGCAUCUGAUUUAAAAAGUGCAGUUGAGCGAAGUUGUAGGGAUGGUAAUUUUCUAUUGAAACAAGCGAUGGGCGAAUCGGUCGACGAAAUAAGUCAUAUUAAAAAUCAAACUAAAAGUCCUGAAAUUGUGAAGCUACUUAAAGAACAUUUUAACCGAACUGUCAUAGGACCAUUUUCAGAGCAGAUGGGCGAACGAGAAAUGGAUCUGAAUGACGCAGCUCUCGUUAAUCAAUUUACAAAUGCUCUUACUUAUCUUCAAAACCAACAGGGUCGAACUGCAUGA